UUUCUUUAAUGAGGGCACUGUUUCUUUAACCAGGCCGUUCCCCUUUGACAGCUAGAGGUGUGGCUAUGGAUCUAGCCCCUCCCCCUUUCCGAUGCCUCCACUUAGAAGUCCAUAGUAUGCUUAGUGUUAGCAGCAGACAGAGCUCCCUGCAACAACUGUGAUACACUCCCCUACAUGCAGGCGGGGCGGGAUCUGUCUGCAAGGCUCCCUGUCCUUAACCCUCUGUGCCCUUUCUCUGUGUUAAUGCACUCCCUUCGGCUUGGGCUUCUUUAGUCUUACCUUGCUGUUUAGUCUCCUCUUCGCUCUGUGUAUCCAACCCCUUUCUUUCCAACGCUUUCCAGACUCUCAUUGUUUCACAACAUUUCAGUGUGGCAGCUGGGGGAGAGGAGAACUGCACUUGUGCUACAUAUCUCGCUGGAGACCACCAGCUCCUGGAACAGACACUCCGACUACAGCUGGAGAGCAAGAGCCAAGCAGCGCUACUGGUUGCAGACUGGGAGUGAGAGCAUCAGGAUUGUUGGCACACCGGGACUGCCAUGCGUGUCUGUAAAGGGCAUGUUGUCUGCCUGCGGAUUGUUAUAUUUAUAUAAGACUGGAUCCUGAUGAGAUUCUUUGGCUUUUCCAUACGACCGCUUCCUCGGCUCUGCGUUUCCGUCCUGCAUUCACCAUCACAACUGUUGGAUAUGGAAGGAUCAUUAUAAAAAAAAGUGUAAUUUGUGUCCUCCGUGACCUAGUUGUAAGGCAAGAAAGCUGAUCCCACACGGCGCUCUUCUGGAAUGCAUUGUGCCCUGCAUAUAACAGACAGCUGGAUAUAAAAGUCGUGUGUCAGUAUCCGCUCGCCCCCUCUUCUUGCCUUCACUUACAGUUGUAGCCUCAUAGACACUGCACAAGUUUGCUGGUUGAAGAGAAUGACCCGUUUCUGCUGGCUUUUAACUCUUCCGUUCCUGUGGCAGCUGCUGGCGUUGGCCUGGACGCUGGAGAUGGGUCUCUACGACGUGGAGAGGGGGAGGGAGACCAAGUGCGAGCCCAUUCAGAUUCCCAUGUGUCAGGGAAUUGGCUACAACAUGACCAGGAUGCCCAACUAUGUGGGCCAUGAGUCUCAAGAAGAGGCAGCGGUGAAGCUCCAGGAGUUCGCCCCGCUGGUGGAGUAUGGCUGCCAUGUUCACCUCCGCUUUUUUCUCUGCUCCCUUUAUGCCCCCAUGUGCACCGAGCAGGUGUCAACUUCAAUCCCUGCCUGCAAGCCCAUGUGUGAAGCUGCUCGUCUAAAGUGCUCCCCCAUAAUGGAGCGAUUCAACUUCGGGUGGCCUGAUUCCCUGGAUUGCUCACGUCUUCCUAGCAAGAAUGACCCUAAUGCUCUGUGUAUGGAAGCACCUGAGAAUGCAACAAGUGGCGACCCUCCAAACAAUGGACAAGGUAUGCUUCCAGUGGCCCCCCGCCUUCCACCCCUAUCGGGAGCUGGUACAGGCCUUCCCAGUCGCUGUGCCAAUCCUGACAAGUUUCUGUAUGUAGAGAGAAGUGGAGUGUGUGCUCCAAAAUGCACCCCCGGGGUAGAUGUCUAUUGGUCAUCAGGUGACAAGGACUUUGCUUUGGUGUGGAUGGCUGCAUGGUCUGGCCUUUGCUUUAUCUCCACCGCCUUCACUGUUUUGACAUUUCUGCUGCAUCCCCAGCGAUUUCAGUAUCCUGAAAGGCCUAUCAUCUUCCUCAGUAUGUGCUACAAUGUAUAUUCUACUGCAUUUCUCAUCCGUGCUGCAGCUGGGGCCCCCAGCAUCGCCUGUGAUCGUGAGGGAGGAGCACCCUACCUGAUCAGAGAGGGUCUUGAAAGCAGUGGCUGCACGUUGGUCUUCCUGAUCCUGUAUUACUUUGGCAUGGCCAGCUCUCUGUGGUGGGUCGUGCUAACCCUUACCUGGUUUCUGGCAGCUAGCAAAAAGUGGGGCCAUGAAGCGAUUGAGUCUCACGGUAGCUAUUUCCACCUUGCUGCUUGGGGAGUUCCAGCUGUGAAAACGAUUAUCAUCUUAACUAUGAGGAAGGUAGGGGGAGAUGAGUUGACGGGGCUCUGCUAUGUUGGGGGGUCAGAUCCCAGUGCCCUAACUGGCUUUGUGCUGGUGCCACUCUCCUGUUACUUGGUGACAGGCACAUCAUUUCUCCUGACCGGCUUUGUUGCCCUCUUCCAUAUUAGACGGGUAAUGAAGACUGGGGGAACCAACACAGAGAAACUGGAGAAGCUGAUGGUUAAGAUUGGUGUAUUCUCCAUCCUAUAUACUGUUCCAGCUACUUGUAUUAUUGUCUGUUGCUUCUAUGAGAGGCUCAAUUUGGCUCACUGGGAAGCCAGAGCACGCGAGGAGUCCUGUAGGACAGCGACUGGAAGUGGCAGGCCAGACUGUACUUUAGCCCACUCCAUUCCAAGUGUUGCAGUCUUCAUGCUUAAGAUCUUCAUGUCGCUGGCUGUGGGUAUUACCAGCGGGGUGUGGGUGUGGAGCUCUAAGACUCUGCAGGCCUGGCAGGGCAUCUUGUGCCAACGUCGGCUUGGGGUAGUGAGUGCUAGGACUCGAGGGAAGCCCAGAGGAGUGGUUCCCUGCACCUUGGGGAGCUGCCCUUACAAACCACCACCACUCGCUCUUCAAGUUGCCAAGUCUGGCCCCUUCAUGGACAGUCCAACGCAUGUGUGAAGCCUAGUUGUGGGGAUAACUCAAGGGAUGGGGAAUCCAGCUCAGACUUGUCAUUGGAAAAUACACUUGUUUAUGCAGUUCUGAUGGAACCUUGUUAUUAGUGGAGUGCAGGCAUUUUGUGAGCAGAAUAAACCUCCAACAGGAAAGAGGCAUGGAGUUCUUCUGAAAAUAACUGUGUGACAUUCGAGGAACAGGUCGAUACCCUGCCUGCAGCUCUGUUGCAGUGAAUGGCAUUCUGCAGAAGUCUCCUGGGGUGGUUGGAGCUACAGAUGUAAGAUCCUUGAUUUGCCUGAAUGUUGGCUGCUUUCAUGUGAACACUGAGCCCUUAUGCAGCUGUUUCAAAGGAGCUGCCCCCUCCUCUCGUUCUAAGACUACAGCAGCGUCCAGUGCAGACGAUAUUACCUAGAUUGGCAUCUGUAUGACUUAUCAAGUCUAUGUCCUUUUGUUUUUCCAGAACCCCGACUGAUCACGUUAAUAUGUGUUGCAUUACAGGGGCACAUCUAUUAGCUACUGAAAAGGGAAAUAAUUGCUAAAUGAAAAGUAUUGGUAGGGAUAGGCAAACUGUUUCAUCCCAGCACCUGUGGACUGUAACUGGCCAAGCAUCAUGGGAGUUGCAGUCCACAGUGUGCUCAUGUUGAUUGGUGGACAGGAAUGCUGUGUCGAUAUACACAGAGCUGAAUUCAGGUGUUCUCCAAACAAGCAGAAAAUUUACCUAAUAUAUGUGCAAUGCAAAAAAAAAGCGAUAUAAAGGGCUGUGUUUUUGUUGCGGACACUGCGAAGGUAUGAAUGGAAUUCACCAUUUCAUUAGUGGAAAAUGCAACUGUGUCUAGUAUUGGCUCCGUCUGUUACCUCUUCUCCCAUGACUCAGUGUGAAGGAUUUUAUUAUUUUAUUAUAUUAUCAGAGGUACAUGGAAUGAAGGGUCAUGUUAAACACCACCAUGAGUUCUU
Molecule: messenger RNA, 3614 nt
Organism: Spea bombifrons (plains spadefoot toad)
Lineage: Eukaryota; Metazoa; Chordata; Amphibia; Anura; Pelobatidae
Gene: FZD9
Product: frizzled class receptor 9
Exons: 1
Coding region: 909-2666 (585 amino acids)
Biological process (GO): canonical Wnt signaling pathway; non-canonical Wnt signaling pathway
Cellular component (GO): plasma membrane
Molecular function (GO): Wnt-protein binding; Wnt receptor activity
Source: RefSeq, a predicted model, not a curated record